Messenger RNA from Anopheles merus, 5082 nucleotides. RefSeq names its product serine/threonine-protein phosphatase 2A 56 kDa regulatory subunit gamma isoform-like. The record is from RefSeq and is a predicted model, not a curated record. The transcript is spliced from 4 exons. Gene Ontology annotation, cellular component: protein phosphatase type 2A complex; nucleus; cytosol. Gene Ontology annotation, biological process: signal transduction; protein dephosphorylation. Gene Ontology annotation, molecular function: protein phosphatase activator activity. The coding region runs from base 1248 to 3095 and encodes 615 amino acids. Lineage: Eukaryota; Metazoa; Arthropoda; Insecta; Diptera; Culicidae.
CGAUCGGUGCUGUCAUUUUUGUGGAGUGUUUUCUUUUCGCUCGACUGUGUGCUCUCGUUUUGUAAACGCCAGAAAGAAAAGAAAACGAAAUCCUGCAUCUAGUUGAUCCACUUCUCUUUUCCCUUCUGAUUUUCCCGACCGCGCGCACACACACACACACAAAGCACCGCACCGCGUUUUGAAGUGGUGAAGUGAACCGGACGACCGCCGUCCGCCAGAACACAAAACCGACCAGCAGUGUCGUCCGUCCUAGUUUCCGAGCUCCCCUGUUUGAAAGUGUUGCACACACAUACUCGCCGUGUUCCUUUGCCUUUCCCCGUUGCAGUGUUUAGUGUUUCGCUUCGUCCGGUCGUGUGUGCGUGUGUCCGGUUCGUCUCCGGUUCCGGAAGGUUUCAAUCCGUGCCUAGCACAAAUCGUCGAUCGUCGUCGAAAGCUGCUGGAGGAGGGGCUGCCUAACAUAAGGGGAUAGUAGGCACACAUCCAGCUCGGUCGCUCUGCCCUACCGUCGUGUACCGUUCAAGUGGGUGUGAGUAAUUUCACACCGCCGCCUGUGUAUGUGUUUUUUUUUUGCAUUUGAGCACGAAUUCCAAAUUAUCGGUGUAAAAAAGCAGUAGCAGUGGUGUAGUUUCUAUCGUGGAAGAGGGAAGACGGGCACGGCAGUACGUGUGCGGUAGCGGUGUGUGCUAUCACGGGCGGUGGAUCGUGGGAAGAAAAGUAGUGCGAAUCGUGCGGGAGAAAACGAGAAAGAAAGAGCAAGUGAGUGAGAAAGAGAGUGAGAGCGAGAACGCGUAGGGGAAGAUUUGUGCAAAUGUAUUGACGACCAUCAUCAUCAUCAUCAGCAGCAGCAGCACGGUCGGAAACAUCGUCAUCUACAAACUAUCGGUGUCCCAAUCGAUUGGAUGUGUGGUGCACUUCAUCACCAUCGACAAAAGAAUUCCGGUGCUGUGCGGUGGCCGUGUGUGUGCUGUGUCGUCGUCGGUCGUGACGGUUCACGGUUCCGCACAGUGUGUGUCGGAGUGUAGUCGGAUGCAAAGUGUCGGCGCAAGUGUGCCGUCGUCGUCGUCGUCGUCGUCGUCAAAGCGGUGAAACUAGCGGUUAAAGCAACCCCCUAGCACACAUCCGGAAGCGCGAGUGGUGUGGUGCGGUGGAGAAGAAGCAAAAAAAAAGAGCGUGCUGAGGUAAUCUCUCAACGAGGGCGAGGAGAAGCAGAUCAAAGUGUGCGGCGGCGGAGGUGGAGCGGCUUCAAGAUGACACUGAACGAUGAGAAUGGGGCCAGCAGCAAUAAUGUUGUCGUCACGGCAGCAAGUGGAACGGGACUGUCAGCGGCGGGAACCGGAUCAGAUCGACCAGCGCCAGCAGGUACGCAGCCGGUUGGGAUGGGUGGUGGUGGUGGUGCAACCACCGGGCAAGCGACUGGCCCAAACGGGGGCAUCGGGGCACCCAUCAACAGUAGUGCGAACAAUAACAACAACAACAACAACAACAACAACAGCAGUAUCAUCAACUCCGGCAACGGCGGUACGGCAGCGGCAAACGCGGCUGCGACGGCAACGGCACUAAGCAACAGCACCAAUAACAACAACAACAACAACAAUAGUAUUAGCAACGGCAACGGACAGAAUGGCAAGCAGCAGCAGCAGCAGCAGUCACAGGGUCCACCAACUGGCGGCAGCCUGGAGAAGCGGCCGAGCAGCAGCAGUGCGACGAGCGGCACCGGCAGCGGUCGCUACAUCAUACCGAAGUUUUACGAGAUCGAAACGCUGCCCCCGCUGAAGGACGCCGAUCCGGCCGAGCGGGAGGAGCUGUUCAUCCAGAAGCUGCGCCAGUGCUGCGUCCUGUUCGACUUCUCCGAACCGCUGAACGAUCUGAAGUACAAGGAGAUCAAGCGGUGCGCGCUGCAGGAAAUCGUCGAGCAUCUGAACAACCAGAGCAACGUGAUUACCGAGCCGAUCUACCCGGAAGCGUUCAACAUGGUGGCGACCAACCUGUUCCGCACGCUGCCCCCGUCCUCCAACCCGAACGGGGCCGAGUUCGAUCCGGAGGAGGACGAGCCGACGCUCGAGGUGUCCUGGCCGCAUCUGCAGUUCGUGUACGAGCUGUUUCUGCGGUUUCUCGAGUCGCCCGACUUCCAGCCGAACGUGGCGAAGCGGUACAUCGACCACAGCUUCAUCCUGAACCUGCUCGAGCUGUUCGAUUCGGAGGAUCCGCGCGAGCGCGACUUCCUCAAGACGGUGCUGCACCGGGUGUACGGGAAGUUUCUCGGGCUGCGCGCCUUCAUCCGCAAGCAGAUCAACAACAUCUUCUACAAGUUCAUCUACGAGACGGAGCACCACAACGGCAUUGCCGAGCUGCUCGAGAUACUGGGCAGCAUCAUUAACGGAUUCGCGCUCCCACUGAAGGAGGAGCACAAGCAGUUCCUGCUCAAGGUGCUGCUGCCGCUGCACAAGGUCAAGAGCCUGUCCGUGUACCAUCCGCAGCUGGCGUACUGUGUGGUGCAGUUUCUCGAGAAGGACGCCAGCCUGACGCAGCCCGUCAUCAAGUGUUUGCUCAAGUUUUGGCCGAAAACGCACAGCCCGAAGGAGGUGAUGUUUCUGAACGAGCUCGAGGAGAUACUGGACGUGAUUGAGCCGGCCGAAUUCCAGAAGGUGAUGGAACCCCUGUUCCGCCAGAUCGCCAAGUGCGUCUCCAGCCCGCACUUCCAGGUGGCCGAGCGGGCACUGUACUACUGGAACAAUGACUACAUCAUGUCGCUGAUAUCGGAAAACUCGAAGGUGAUCAUGCCGAUCAUGUUCCCCGCCCUGUACAGCAACAGCAAGUCGCACUGGAACAAAACGAUCCACGGGCUGAUCUACAACGCGAUCAAGCUGUUCAUGGAGAUGAACCAGCUGCUGUUUGACGAGUGCCACCGGAAGUACCAGGCGGAGCAGGAGACGGAGCAGGAGAAGCUGGCCCAGCGGGACGCCCUGUGGCAGCAGAUGGAGGAUCUGGCCGCGCGGAACAGAAAUUGUGUUGGAAAAUUCCCUACAAAUGGUGCGCUUCACGUACUUUACGUUCUUAAAACGAUUCGAAGCGAAGACGGUCGAACAAUGAUUUAAACAAUGGCCGAAGUAUUCGAGUAUUGCUGUGUUAGGAGGAACAAAAUAGAGCCCCCGAGUCGGAAUGGAAUGGAAUGAUUUUGUGUGUGUUUUUUUUACGAAUUAAAUUUAUCGAACAGAAAAAAGAAAUUCCUUCCUUGUACCGUUCCUUGCAGAAUGUAGACUGCGUGUAGGUUCUCUCAGCAGAUAAUACAUAUGCGUGAGUGCGUGAAUCAUGAUCGUGAAAUUGUACAUACUCUGUGUGGUGUGAAAUAGCCAGAAAAGGAUCGGAACGGAACAUAUUGAGCGUUUUUUGGCAAGCAAAACACACUUAGUGUUAGAGAGAAAGAGAGAGAGGGAGAUAUAUUGUGAAUGAACUGGUGAUUGGUGCUAGCCCUGAACUUCUUUCCAGCCCUUUCUCCUUUUUUUUAGAUUCUGAAAAGAACUCACAACGUGAAUUUACACCGAUACCGGAAGUGAAGUUUCCCUUGCCCUUGUCUCUACUAUUGCAUUGUUUUUCCCCUUCUCGGUGGCAAUAAUUUAAACACAAAUGGGCUGAAGCAGGUUGUAGAAGUUUCAAAAAGCGGAAGGAAUCGCACACUCACACAUACACACAUUCUCAAAGGAUGUUGAUAGCACUAGAAAGUAAGGAAGGUUUGCCCACUUGCGCUGCGUAUUUAGUAGAUCGUGUUUAGAGUUUUAGAUACACACAUACAUACACACACGCACACACUCACAAACAUAUCUUUUUUGCCUUUGUUAGAAUCAAUUGUUAUUUAGUUAUUUCGAUAUAUAAGUACAUCUCCGUUGUCAAGAGUACACACUAGCCGCGCCUUUCUUCUUUUCACGCACGCACACACUCUAACAUAUUCCCUUCACAACAAAACCAAAUACAAAAUGUGCACUAAAAGCAAGCAAUUUCGUUUGAUAUUAUUAGAACGGUCGACAGGUUUGAACGAGACAGACAGAGAGGAGAUUUAUAAUGGUAUUAUAUUUGGUGGCGUGCGGCGGCCUUUUAUCACAAGAAACCAACCAAGCAAAGAUUACAUAUUAAGGAUGCGCCACAUAGACACACACACACACACACACACACACACACACACACACACACACAUGAGAUGGCUAAAAGCCCGAAAAGAAGGAUCAGGAGAGGAGGAAGUAUUAGAGAGGAAGGCGUUGGAUCUAGCGUAGAAGAAAGGCAGCUUCAUUUGCAUGCGCAAAUACAGCACGCGGCACAAAGAAUUGGUUGGUAGCUGGGAACAAGCGGUCCACCUCACCCCCCCCCCCCCACCUCCCCACAUUUGGUGAUCAAUAAUAGAUUCCAGUAAAAGAAAAACACGUGUCCUCCCAUUCUCCCCAUUCCCCAUUGGGGGUUGGCAGAGUGUCAGCGCAGUGAUAUCAUGCUGCGUCGUCUGUGUGUGUGUGUGUGUGUGGCUGUGCAUCGGUAGUGACCGCGGACGGUGUAUUUAUUUUAUCGAACAACACUCUCGGAUGUGCAUAAAUAUGUAUAUUUUUUGUAGGUUUAUUUUUAUCCUUCCGUUUCCCUCUCUCUCUCUUACACACACACACACUCUUUGAACUCCUUCCCUUUUUUUUCAUUUCACACGACAAUUUACUUGUUGUGGUCGUCGUCGUUGCCGUUGUGUGUCUUCCUCGCAUCGCUUUUGUCUCGUCUACCUUUUUGGGCUGAUGCCAACCAAUAAGCGCUGCUAUCGUGUGAGGACAAACCCUUCCCUCCUGAACUCCUACCUCUCCCCUUUGCAACAGGGGGGCUAGAGGUGGGAUGGGGUGGUGGUUACUUAUGAGAGUAGACAGUAAGUGGUAACAAUAAUAGUAAUAAUAAUAAUAAUAAUAAUAAUUGCGCAAAGCUAUGGGGCAAAAGGCGGAGGGAAGGGGGGGGGGGGGUUGGUGGGUCGGUGGCGCACAUUGUCUAUUUCGAAAGCCCCUACCAACACUAAUAGAUGCGGAUGGAUCCAUAAGCGAGAUACACACAGAAAAACACACACAC